Messenger RNA from Parnassius mnemosyne (clouded apollo), 1272 nucleotides. Lineage: Eukaryota; Metazoa; Arthropoda; Insecta; Lepidoptera; Papilionidae. The record is from the annotation of a GenBank genome assembly.
AUGGACGCCGAAAUAUGCACUGCCAUCGCCGUGACGCUAUGCGCUUUGGCUCACUACAAUUACGUAUAUAUAAAAGAUAAAAAAAAAAUAAAAAAGAAAUGGAGAAGACGAAGAUGGUGGAUGACAAAGAUACAUCGCAACAGAACAAGUUUGACUAUGGAAAACCAAUUGAUGGAAUUAGUUGCCGAACCUUCUGGUGAAUUUAAAAAGUUUACUCGAAUGUCUUUAGAAGAUUUCGAGUACUUACUAAAUAAGGUUUCACCAGUGAUUAUGAAACGAGAUACUCAACUGCGAGAAGCAAUUCCAGCUCGAGUGCGUCUCGCUGUCACGUUAAGAUUCUUGGCUUCUGGAGAUAAUUACGAAAGCUUGCAUUUCUUAUUCAAAAUUUCACCUCAGAUAAUUUCGAAGAUCAUACCUGAAGUAUGCUUGGCUUUGAAUCAAGUCUUGAAGGAGGAAAUUAAGAUUCCAUCAACCGCAGAAGAAUGGCUAGAUAUCGAAAAUGGAUUUGCUCGUAAAUAUCCUCGUGCUAUUGGAUCCAUAGACGGAAAGCACAUCACUUUAGAAUGUCCAAGUAACUCAGGAUCAGAGUAUUAUAACUACAAAAAAACAUUCAGCAUAGUGUUGCUAGCAUUGGUGGACAGCAGUUACAAUUUUAUUUUUGAAGAUAUUGGUUCUCAAGGCAGGAUAAGUGAUGGCGGAGUAUUUCGAAAUAGCUUGCUAUGGCAAAAAAUUUGCACAAAUGCUUUAAAUAUUCCUGAACCAAACCCUCUUCCUGGCUCGAAUGUCCAUGUACCGUACGUAUUUUUGGGAGACGGUGCUUUUGCACUUACAGAUCAUGUGAUGAAACCUUAUCCAGGCAACCAUGAGUAUGGUUCUCCAAAACGUAUAUUUAACCAGGCAUUGUCACGAGCACGUGUUGUUGUAGAGAAUACAUUCGGAAUACUUGUGACAAAAUUUCGUGUGUUUAAAAAACCGUUUCAGCUAUGCCCAGAAAAGAUUUCUCUUAUUACAAUGACUUGUAUAUUGUUGCACAAUUAUCUCAGAAAAAGCAAUACUUCGUUACCAAUAUAUACACCGCCGGGGACCAUCGACAUAUAUGAUAACAAUGACAUACUCACACACCCCGGUACGUGGAGACAAGAAUUGGAAAGCAAUUCUGCUGUUCGUGAUUUGCUACACGUACCACGUCGACCGGCUUCGAAUGCGAGAGAAAUAAGAGAAGAAUUCACUAAUUACUUCUUUGCACUAAGCCAGCAACAAAACCUGCCUUAA